AUGUCUUUUACAACAUCGUCCUCUGUUACUCUUCCCGUAGGUGAAGAUGUCGAACUGGAACAGACAAGUAUGACGAGCAACGAGUGCAGCUCCGAAUCCAGCCUGACACCUCCUACGAGAGCCUUACUCUUGAGCCGCAAUUCGUCUUCUCGCACUCUUGUGGUACCCGACGAAUCUGCCGACCCGAGCCACCAGACCUGCUCGACCACCGCCAGCUCUACCGACGGUGACGACGACGACGAAGAUGACGAAGAUGCAAUCACAGUCCCAUCAAAGAAGGGCACCCGAGCUUACCGCUAUCUCCGUUGGAACUUUGGCUCCGUCUACAGACGCAUCUUCACAGUCGCCUUCCUCGGCAACAUCGCGGCCCUCAUCUUUGUCGUCAUCCGGUCCCUCAUCGGGGGCCCUUCCUCCCGCCUCACCCCCGAAACCUGUGCCACCGCCGUCUCGGCCAAUAUUCUCGCCGCACUCUUCAUCCGCAACGAGCACACUGUCAACGCAAUGUUCAAGGUCUUCGUUCUCCUUCCGGCCAAGACUCCCCUCGCCGUCCGCCGUGCCUUCGCAAAGAUUUACUCGUACGGCGGCAUUCAUAGCGGCUGCGGCGUCGCCUCCUUCUUCUGGUUCGUGGCCUUCCUCGUGGUCCUCACCGGUGACUUUGAGAACCCCAACGCCAUUCGCGCCUACAUCCUCCUUGACAGCUAUCUCAUCUGCACCCUUCUCGCUGCCAUCAUCGGCUUCGCCCACCCGAGGGCCCGCGUCCUCCUGCACAACUGGUUCGAGGGCACCCACCGCUUCCUGGGCUGGUCCGUUAUCCUCCUCUUCUGGGCUCUCGUCAUGAUGCUUGCCGAGGACAGCAGCAGCACCGCAGGAAUCCCUUACGCCGCUUCACUCGUCAUGACCCCAUCCUUCUGGAUGCUUAUCGUCAUCACCCUCCUGGUCGCCUACCCCUGGACGCGCCUGCGUCUCCGCGAUGUCGAAGCCGAAGCCAUGUCCAGCCACGUAGUCAAGCUUAACUUCAACUACGCCGAUGUCCACUACGGCCAAGCCGUCCGCCUCACCGACGCACCCCUCCGUGAAACCCACGCCUUUGCCGUGAUCCCCAACCCCGCGGCCCCCUCGACCGCCGACGACGCCGAGAAGGCCCAGCAAGGACUCUCAAACGCCGGCGAGAAGGGCUUUUCUGUGCUGGUCUCCAACGCCGGCGACUGGACCGACAAGAUCAUCAAGAACCCGCCCAAGAAGAUUUGGACCCGUGGCGUCCCGCAGUAUGGCGUGCUGCGCGUGGCCGGCCUCUUCGAACCCUGCAUUGUCAUCGCCACCGGUUCCGGCAUCGGCCCUUGCCUGAGUCUCUUCGUGCAGAGGCCGGACCACCCGGUGCGCAUCAUCUGGUCGACGCAGCGGCCCGUCGAGACGUACGGCCAGGCCGUCAUCGACACCCUCUACAAGGCCGACCCCAACGCCGUGAUCAUCGACACCAAGAAGACGGGCCGGCCUGACCUGGUCGCCAUCACCUACCGCAUCUGGGAGACCAGCCGCCGCCAGGCCCUGGGGCUCGCGCAGAAUGAGGGCGUCGCCACGACGAAAAGGAUGGGUCCUUGCGAGGCGGUCGUCAUCAUUUCCAACCAAAAAGUGACAAGGAAGGUCGUCUACGGCCUCGAGAGCAGGGGCAUUCCUGCCUACGGUGCCAUCUUCGACUCGUAG
Colletotrichum spaethianum is the source of this 1701-nucleotide messenger RNA. RefSeq names its product adenylate-forming reductase 03009. The coding region runs from base 1 to 1701 and encodes 566 amino acids. The record is from RefSeq and is a predicted model, not a curated record. The transcript has a single exon. Lineage: Eukaryota; Fungi; Ascomycota; Sordariomycetes; Glomerellales; Glomerellaceae.